Molecule: messenger RNA, 1540 nt
Organism: Lentinula edodes (shiitake mushroom)
Lineage: Eukaryota; Fungi; Basidiomycota; Agaricomycetes; Agaricales; Omphalotaceae
Exons: 3
Coding region: 168-1289 (373 amino acids)
Source: RefSeq, a predicted model, not a curated record
CAAACGAAAGCUAAAGACAAAAAGAAACCAUUCUGUCCCUUUGGCAAAGACUGUUUCUAUCAACAUUUGAACGACGAUGGAACACCCUAUAUUUUCGCCGACGGCGUUGACGUUUCCAUCGAGCAUCUCAGUAUCGCAACCGCCGUAAUAUAGAUGUUACCGAGGACAUGCUUAAUGAUAUCUUUGCCGGCGUCAACGAUGGAAGACUUCGAAGCCCUUUCGAUGUUGUUGGUCGAUUCCUCGAAAACUCCCGUGCUACCCACUUUUCUACUGCUUUUGCAGAACUUUUCCAGGGGAUGGUGCUCCGGAAUCCAGACGAUUUGCAAGAUGGUGAAACGCUGCUCAACUCUGAUGGUUCUCGGCCGAUUGUCAGUUGGCCACUGGAUAGUCAUCUUAACACCGCUGGUGGUGUUCGGGUCACUUUGGACAGUAUGGGUGACCAAAAUCGUACUGGAGACAUGCCACCUAUGGAACCUAUCAACGACCCACGUCAAGCUUCAGGGCAGACUUCUUCGCCGUCCAGGCGUGUUAGAGGUACUAUCGGCGACGCUGCCGAGUCAGACGAUUCUAUGCCUUCUCUCAACGAAGUUAGUGAUAGCGAUGAUGACUCUCUCGAAUGGUCUGACGACAAUUCUGAAUAUGAGUCUAAUACCCCCUUUACAUUUUCCUCUGCAACUCAUCCUUCGCCUCGGGCACAAGAGCCUCGUGGCCGCUUUCCAAGAGCGAUCCUCGUUCCUAGACGGGGUGUUAUCAGACCUAGGUAUUUACAAAGAGGAACAAUCGCCGCCGGAGGCAUCGUCGAUCUCAUCCCAUCCACCUCUACAUCUUCAUCUGCGCCUCGUCCUCCUACAUCAAAUAACGAUCUACUUCCUCUUCAGUCUGUGUCUAGAUCGGAAAAUGACGGAUACGAAAAAGAGGACGAGGGCGAUACUCACCACUCUGAAGAACAUCAACACGAAGACGAAUUCCACUCUGACCGUAUACAUGCUACGGCCGAUUUAAACACUAAUGUGAUGCCUCCAUUGGAACGAAUAAAUGAGGGAUCAUAUCCUCAGGGUGUAACUGCUUCAAGAUUCGAUCCUCAGCCAUUGUACGAAACUCUAAUCCCCUCAGACAUAGCAGCCGGUGCUGGCGCCCCUGAUGCACCAGAGGCUGACGACGAACGGCACGAUAUGCUAUCAGUGCCUCCAUUUACGACUGACGGACGUGGACGAGUAAUCGCUGCCAGUGAUGAGGACGCGAGAGAUGCACGGUCGCUUUUAACAAGGAUGUUUGGCACAUUAUGCUAAUACUCGAAGGUUGUAUCUCUAGAAACUUUGUAUUACUAUCGUAUCUUUACACAAAAAUCGUGCCCCAUACUGGGGCCAAUAUAUCGGGUACAUAUGUUUAAUUAUUGCUGUGUACAUGUGUACGACUGACUCUCUCAUUCUGCCCUGGACCUGGUCAGAAAUAAACUGAGCAUUUAGUUCUAAAUCUAGGCUCUUCCGUGGACCCCGUGCGGCACCGUGCAGGACCGUCUGGGUUGAUCUUGUCAAACCAA